AUGGACGGGCCGGACGAGGGUGUUCUGGAUGUGGAAUUAUUAGGUGACGAUGGUUCUGAGGAAGAAGGUGAAGUGCCGCCGUCUUCAGAUUUCUAUACAGGGCCAGGCUCAACACCAACAUCAUGUGCAUCAUCACCCCGUGGCGAAGAGCCUGCUUCUCCAUUGGCUGUGGUCUCCCAGCCUUCAUUUUUCCAUCACCAACCUUAUGCACGACCUUUCUUUACGUCGGCCAGACGUGGCCCAGGUCGACCGCGUAAAGAAGGCCCGAAACUUGUUAAAGAAGGAAAAAUUGUGAGAAGGUAA
This is a messenger RNA of Diatraea saccharalis (sugarcane borer), 303 nucleotides long. The record is from the annotation of a GenBank genome assembly. Lineage: Eukaryota; Metazoa; Arthropoda; Insecta; Lepidoptera; Crambidae.